AUGAAAACAUCUUUGAAAUCUGCACCUUCCACAGAGGUGCUCAUAAAUCCAUUGUCCCAUCAUCGCAUAGUAUCACCCAUUGAAGAAGCAAAGAUCUUCAUCUUAAUUCCCGAAGAACGACACACCAUGAGCUCCUACCACAACACAUCUAUCUUCAUUUUAUCCUUCAUCCUGCUAAUUGCAUCGACUGCAAACGCCGUCAAUAUACCACGAGUCCUUCAACAACAGCAAAUGGAGAGCCAUGAUCAGCACCCGCCGAAUGCCAUCCCAACCAUUGGUAACUUUGACGACUUGGGUCACCACGAUUGGAUGGCAUCGCCCUCGGCUCGUCGCAAUGGCCGUGCUACUAGAAUGAACAAUCGAUUUUAG
Molecule: messenger RNA, 369 nt
Organism: Cylindrotheca closterium
Lineage: Eukaryota; Bacillariophyta; Bacillariophyceae; Bacillariales; Bacillariaceae
Source: the annotation of a GenBank genome assembly